This is a messenger RNA of Trifolium pratense (red clover), 957 nucleotides long. RefSeq names its product iron-sulfur assembly protein IscA-like 1, mitochondrial. NCBI's taxonomy places the organism in Eukaryota, Viridiplantae, Streptophyta, Magnoliopsida, Fabales, Fabaceae. The transcript has 4 exons. Gene Ontology annotation, biological process: iron-sulfur cluster assembly. Gene Ontology annotation, molecular function: 2 iron, 2 sulfur cluster binding. Gene Ontology annotation, cellular component: mitochondrion; cytoplasm. Bases 184 to 582 code for a protein of 132 amino acids. The record is from RefSeq and is a predicted model, not a curated record.
CAUAAGGAUACUUUAGUAAUUUGAUCACGCAUGAGUAUAUUCGUCAUACCGCUUCUUUCGCUGGGUGCGUGGCCUCCACGAAUUUCUUCUCUCUCUCUCGACCCUUCUUCGUCUCCGUUCUCUGCAACUACUUCAGUGCUGAAAAAUUAAAUUGGGAAAAAUAAUUUGCUGAACCUUCAAGCAAUGGGUUCCAAAGCGAUGGCUAUGGCAGCUGAGAAGAUAGGGACGGCGGUGAGGCGACAAGCAGUUUCCUUAACCGACGCCGCUGCCUCUAGAAUACGCGUCUUGCUUCAGCAGCGUCAGAGACCGUUCUUAAAGCUCGGCGUUAAAGCUCGUGGUUGUAAUGGCUUAUCUUAUACCCUAAAUUAUGCAGAUGAAAAAGGGAAAUUUGAUGAGUUGGUUGAGGAUAAGGGUGUUAAGAUAUUGAUUGAUCCCAAGGCUCUUAUGCAUGUUAUUGGAACCAAGAUGGAUUUUGUUGAUGACAAACUAAGAUCUGAGUUCGUUUUCAUCAAUCCAAAUUCCAAAGGCCAGUGUGGUUGUGGUGAAUCUUUCAUGACAAAACCAAGUCCUGGAGCCGCCUAAGCAAGGAAAUGGUUGAAAUUGUCAUUCAACUUGGUGCUGAUCCACACUUAUGAAGUCUUUCUUUCAUGAUUUCAUUGUUGAAUUCGCAAAUACCAAUUGGAUUUCUGAAAAUUUUCUUGCAAGAACAGAGGAAAAUAAAAACUUUGCUAUACUGACACUGAUACGGUUUCGUAUACAGAGUUUUCUGAAGCUGAUGCUGACUAGGCUUAAGACAUCAAUAAUAUGUACUAGCAUAUCAUUUGUUUAGAUGAUUCUUAUUUCAUGUAAAACAAUUGUAUUAUAGAAAUUGUAUAAUUUGUAGUUUCAAAAAAUCAAUAAAAUAAUUUUCCCCUUAUUUUUAUAAUCAGCAGAUCAGGCCCUGAACAUUUUUUCUUA